Cucumis sativus (cucumber) is the source of this 1856-nucleotide messenger RNA. Its product is annotated as trihelix transcription factor GT-2. The record is from RefSeq and is a predicted model, not a curated record. The transcript has 2 exons. The coding region runs from base 83 to 1420 and encodes 445 amino acids. Lineage: Eukaryota; Viridiplantae; Streptophyta; Magnoliopsida; Cucurbitales; Cucurbitaceae.
CCUUUUUACUUCGUCAAUUUCACCCACCCGACACCCUCCCCGCCGCUAAAUUUUACCACUUCUCACCUCACCCACCCCCCCGAUGGACCUCUUCACCGCCGACCACCGGAUACCCACCUCCGACAACUUCCCUCAGCACGUUGCUCCAUUUCCCGAUCCCACCGACCUCCUCUACGCUGCUCCAUCCUCUGUAUUUCCCCCUACCGACAUCAUCAACCACCUCUCCAACCCUCCACCGCCGCCUCAGAAGCUCCGUCCCAUCCGCUGCAACGGUAGGUCCCCUGCCGGUUCUCAGGCCGAAAACAUCUUCGAUGGAUCCCUAAGGAGUUUCCAAUGCGUUUCUUCCUCGCCUGAGGGUGGUUUUUCUGGGGAUCAGCUCUGUGUGGCUAAUAUUGACCCUUGUCAGUACUUCAACUCCUCUGCAAAAGAUGAAAAGCCUGAAGUCAAGCAUAAUGGCAGCUUCGGCGAUAUCAUUGCAAACGAUUACUUCUCCGAGGAAGAGACGAAGAACGGCGGAUCCGGUGCUGCUAUUGCUGCGGAGAAUUUGAGCCGGAGCCGUGAAGAACCUCAAUUGGACGACGAUUCGUGCUCAACUUCAGAUGGUGGUGAUGCUGUUUUUAGCAGCAAAAAGCAUUUAAGCCAUAAGAGAAAGAGAACAAGAAGGUCACUCGAGCAUUUUGUGGAAAAAUUGGUAAUGAAGGUAAUGGAUAAGCAGGAGGAGAUGCAUAGGCAGUUAAUAGAUAUGAUAGAAAAGAAGGAGAACGAGAGAACAGUAAGAGAAGAAGCUUGGAAGCAGAGAGAGAUUGAAAGAAUUAAAAGGGAUGAGGAGUUAAGAGCCCAAGAAACCUCUCGCAGUUUAGCAAUUAUUUCCUUGAUCCAAAAUUUGCUGGGCCAUGAAAUUCAAAUCUCCCGACCAGCAGAAAACCAAUGUGCAGAAGAUGAUGGAGGUGAAAGCAGCAUCCAGAAGGAGCUAAAAUGUGAUCCAAGUGGAAGGAGAUGGCCUCAGGCCGAAGUACAAUCUUUGAUAUCACUUCGAACGUCACUGGAACAUAAAUUCCGUGCUACAGGCUCAAAAGGAUCGAUAUGGGAGGAGAUAUCAAUUGAGAUGCAGAAGAUGGGUUACAAGCGUUCAGCAAAGAAGUGCAAAGAAAAAUGGGAAAAUAUGAACAAAUAUUUCAAAAGGACCGUUGUAACUGGGAAGGCUAGUAUUGCAAAUGGUAAGACAUGUCCAUAUUUUCAAGAAUUAGAUAUUCUUUAUAGAAAUGGAGUGGUAAAUACUGGAGCUGUCUUUGAUAGUACAAAUACUGAAAAUAAUUCCAAUGCCGAAAGAAGUAUAGAUCCUUUUCAUGAAGAUGCUUUUGUAGAAGGUGAAAGAGAGCAUAUAAAACAGGAGGAGGCAUUGGACAUGGUACAAUUCUAAAAAAGAGAUUUUAAGUACACUAAAGAUCCCUUCGGUUGAUUUUUGCAGCCCAUAUUUAUGAUAAUGCAGAUUCUUCAUGUUUACUCUUAAUCUAUUCAUGGUUGAUUUCCCGGUGGGCUCGCUUUUUGGAAUAUGUUCCAGACAUUUGUGCCCCUAUAGUGACCAAAAGAAAUGUCAAGUUUUCAGUUCGAUGUCAGCAGGAAAUGAGGGAGUAGAUUGAGGAGAUACUUGAAUCAAGUUUCUGAGCUGAUGAUGCUUGAAAUUCUUGUAAGUAAAUGGAUAGUAGUUGAAGACAUGUCAUCUUUCUUCCUAUGGAUUUUAAUUUAUCUGGUUAUUGAAUUAGUUAGUUUGUAAGAGGAAUACGUCGAUAUUCUGAAUUCUCCAACAAUUUCUUUAACUAAGGUUAGUUCUUGACAUCAAAUGAUUUCGUGAUAUA